Molecule: messenger RNA, 1002 nt
Organism: Symbiodinium necroappetens
Lineage: Eukaryota; Dinophyceae; Suessiales; Symbiodiniaceae
Source: the annotation of a GenBank genome assembly
GUGUUGAAUACAACAAAGGGGCUGUUAAGAGGAUGCUGGGGAAAGUUCACUGCAGAUGCAUUCUACAGGCAUUUUCCUCGUCAAGUGGAUGCGAUGAAAACCAUCCGCCACCUCAUUCUGCAUGUGCUCGACAUAACGAGAUAUGCAGUGCGAGAAGGUGAGCAAGUUGAGGAUGUGGAAUUACUGGGCGAGGGGAGCUUCUCCAAAGUGUUUGGGCUCGGCCCAGUUGCUGCGAAGGUCAUCAGUGAAAACGAACGACCGUGGGUGCAUAGGGCAGCGGUCCAAAACGGGCUUCUUGCCGACCUGCACGGCUACGGCCCAGCAAUUUUUGGACACGGCCGUGUGCAGCAGGAUAUGGGCGGACACUUCAGAGGCACGGUGGUGUUCAUGGAGAGACUCUACCCCGCUGGUGAGGAUUGGUCCGACACAGACACAGACCACGUCUUGGAGGCAAUUCAGCGAGUCGCCAAAGAUGCGUUCCACAACGACCUGAAGAUGCCGAACAUUCUUCGGAGAAGAGGGCGCCCUCUUCUGAUCGAUUUCGACCUGCUGUCGCCUUUUUGUGUUAAGGUGGCUGUCACAUCAAGCUGCAUCGAGCACGAUUUCCGGUCAUUGCUGGAGCCAGCAGGCGACAUGUGCACGCAGUCCUUCCGCGAGUUCUACGACCUUUUUGCCUUCACUCUCACACUGCAGGAUUGCGCCCUGUACCGACGACUACUGGCUCGCCUUUUGGUGCUGUGGAGGCAACUCGAAGAGCCAGUGCUGCAGCCGAUGCUUGCCACGAUCGGCCUCGACAAGCUGAGCGAGAUGCCGUUUGAGGUGUUGGUGCGCGUGCCUCUUCGCGGCGUCUCGGUAUGUUUGCUCGACCUGCGUGGCAACUUGUUCGUCCACACUGCAGAGGCCGGCGAUGCCGCAAUUCCCGCCGCUUGCUUAGAGCUUCCUCAGCUCGUGCGUUCCAAUGGUGUCUACUGGCCUGCGCAAGCUGAAGCAGUCUCGACAUGA